Molecule: messenger RNA, 1374 nt
Organism: Fraxinus pennsylvanica
Lineage: Eukaryota; Viridiplantae; Streptophyta; Magnoliopsida; Lamiales; Oleaceae
Source: the annotation of a GenBank genome assembly
AUGGAAAGGUUGUUGGACGCCCCUCAAUGUCUUCAAUGGGUUGGAAUUGAAGAUUCUAGAAAUGCUGGAACAAAGAGCACUGAAAUGAGCCAGACAGAGAUAUCAGAAAUGAAGCAGAAGCAACCGCCUGUUCCACUCGGGACUCUAAUUGGUCGUGAGCUGAGGAACCUUAAGGUUGAGAAGCCCACAGUGAAGUAUGGGCAGGCUGCUCUGGCUAAGAAAGGGGAGGAUUAUUUCCUGAUCAAGCCUGACUGCCAAAGGGUUCCUGGAAAUCCUUCAACCUCGUUUUCACUUUUUGCGAUUUUUGAUGGCCAUAAUGGUAUCACGGCUGCUAUUUUUGCCAAGGAGAAUUUAUUGAACAAUGUAUUGAGUGCGAUUCCGCAAGGGGUUGGUAGGGAAGAGUGGCUUCAAGCUUUGCCUCGGGCAUUAGUUGCAGGGUUUGUGAAAACUGAUAUAGAGUUUCAGCGCAGAGGUGAGACUUCUGGAACAACAGUUACGUUUGUCGUGAUUGAUGGUUGGACUGUGACCGUUGCAUCUGUUGGAGAUUCUCGUUGCAUAUUGGACACACAAGGGGGUGUUGUUUCUCUCUUAACCGUUGACCAUCGUCUGGAAGAGAAUGUGGAAGAACGUGAGCGUGUAACUGCAAGCGGUGGCGAAGUAGGGAGGCUUAAUGUUUUUGGAGGGAAUGAGGUUGGUCCAUUACGUUGCUGGCCUGGUGGAUUGUGCCUUUCAAGAUCAAUUGGCGACACGGAUGUUGGGGAGUUCAUCGUCCCAAUACCACACGUUAAACAAGUGAAGCUUUCGAAUGCUGGGGGAAGACUUAUAAUUGCCUCUGAUGGUAUAUGGGAUGCUUUAUCAUCUGAUAUGGCUGCCCAAUGUUGCCGAGGUUUGCCUUCUGAACUUGCUGCCAAAUUGGUUGUUAAGGGGGCUCUUAGGUCACGAGGUUUGAAGGAUGACACAACCUGCUUGGUUGUAGAUAUUAUUCCUUAUGACCAUCUUGUCAUGCCACCAACACCUAAGAAGAAACAUAAUUCAUUUACUUACCGUAUAUUUGGGAAACGAUCACAAAAUUCUACUAAAGGAACUAAUAAGCUAUCUGCAGUUGGAGUUGUGGAGGAAUUGUUUGAAGAGGGUUCUGCAAUGCUUUCAGAGAGACUGGGUAAGGAUUUCCCUCUGGACUCGAAUUCUGGGCUCUUUAGAUGUGCUAUUUGCCAAGUGGAUCAGCCCCCUAGUGAGGGCUUAUCUGUAAACUCGGGCCCAUUUACCUCACCUGCAUCAAAGCCAUGGGAAGGUCCUUUCCUCUGUGCAAGCUGUCGUAGGAAGAAAGAUGCAAUGGAAGGGAAAAUGGCAAAUAGACCUGCAGUAAUUGCAUAA